AUAUAUUUAAAUACAUACUGUACAUCAAAAAAAAAGGAAGCGCAAGAUUUUUUUUUUUUGAUUCAGUCUUCGCUUCGAAGAUCUUCGCUUCAGAAGAAAAAAAACCGAUAUUCGAAACUUCUUUUUUAAUGAAAUUUAUGAUUUAAUAAUAUUUAAAACGUUCGUUGAAAAAAAAAUUAGAUUCGAAAAAAAUUUUUUGUAAAUACCCUUUUUUAUUAAAAAAAAAAUAUAUAUUCUUGGUCGUACAAAACUUUUAUAAAGAAAAAAAAAUGGAACCCUCAGUUACUUAUUCCACCUCUCAAUCUGUUGACUAUCUCGGUCAAAUUCGUAAAUGGUCUAAUACGGAUAUUAUCUCCUCUUAUAAACAAAUUUGCAAACAACUUGACAUCUGUCAAGAAAAAUUACGUGAAGAACUCGAACAAAAAGGACGAAAGAAACUCAGAAAAAGUUCUUCCCAUUUCAACCAACUCUCUCAGGAAACUUCCCAGGCUGCCCAGCAAGCACAACAAUCUCAACGUGACGAUGUUGCUACGAUAGGAAAUUUUGGAAACAUACUUGAACAACAGAAAGAAGAACCUACUUUACGCGCAGAAGAGAAGCAUUUAAUUCGUAUGAAGAACGUUUUAUGGAGAUGUAUGCGUCCAUCAGUUGGUUGUGUUGGCAAAGGAAACAAACUUGCCUCCCCAAAGACUUCUUCUCAGUAUCUGAGGAAAGAUAUAUUAUAUUCUGAACAACAAGAGACUCAUUCAUUAUCAAACGUGCCACGAUAUAAUCGUUCUAUUAAAAAUCGUAGAAUUCGACGAAAAAUACGACGUGAAAGUACAAUCAAUCCGUAUACAAGUUAUUUUAUGCAAUUACCAAGACAAAACAUAAGCAACAAUCCAUUUGCCAAUCAAAUAUUUAAUGGAAUUAAUUUCUGUUAAGAAAAAUCUCAAUAAUUACUAAAUAAAUCUCCAAAAAAAAAAAAAAAUUCAUGAAAACUAGAUUUGGUUCUUGAAUUUUCGGGACACCAACAUUACGCCACAGCUAUGCAUAUGAUGAACCAAUUAAAAUAAUAAUAUAUAUAUAUAUAUUGAAAAAAGUUUAUUAACAUACCAUUACAUUCAACAUAUUAUCAAUAUAAAAUCGGAGUUUACGAAAACCUUUUCUUUGUGAAUCUGCGAAUUUAGCCUCAUUGAUUAAAUAUUUGGUCGUUAUUUCUACGUGCCAAAAUUUAUUUACAAAUCUGAAAUAAAGAAUUUUCUUCUCUCCCUCAUAUUUAUUGUUGUUUUUGUUAUUCUGGGUUUAUUUUUAUUACUUUAUAUCAUAAUACUUACCCAUUUUUU
This is a messenger RNA of Rhizophagus irregularis DAOM 181602=DAOM 197198, 1325 nucleotides long. NCBI's taxonomy places the organism in Eukaryota, Fungi, Glomeromycota, Glomeromycetes, Glomerales, Glomeraceae. The record is from RefSeq and is a predicted model, not a curated record.